Anoplophora glabripennis (Asian longhorned beetle) is the source of this 1846-nucleotide messenger RNA. RefSeq names its product T-complex protein 1 subunit gamma (gene CCT3). Gene Ontology annotation, cellular component: chaperonin-containing T-complex. Gene Ontology annotation, biological process: protein folding. The record is from RefSeq and is a predicted model, not a curated record. The transcript has 9 exons. Gene Ontology annotation, molecular function: ATP hydrolysis activity; ATP binding; ATP-dependent protein folding chaperone. NCBI's taxonomy places the organism in Eukaryota, Metazoa, Arthropoda, Insecta, Coleoptera, Cerambycidae. The coding region runs from base 79 to 1731 and encodes 550 amino acids.
UGCCUGAUUUUGUUCCAUUAUUUCAUUUAAUUGCCUAUCGUGUGGGUUUUGUACAAAAGUAAUCCAAAUUAAAAGACAAUGUUUGGUGGAGGGCGAGCCCCAAUUUUAGUGUUAAGUCAAAACACCAAACGAGAAUCGGGCCGAAAAGUUCAGCUGGAGAACAUAAAUGCCGGAAAGCAAAUUGCUGAUGUAAUUAGAACAUGCUUGGGGCCGCAGGCCAUGUUAAAAAUGUUGAUGGAUCCUAUGGGAGGAAUCGUUAUGACUAACGAUGGCAAUGCUAUACUACGUGAGAUCACAGUUCAGCAUCCUGCAGCUAAAAGUAUGAUUGAAAUUGCUAGAACUCAAGAUGAAGAGGUUGGCGAUGGAACUACUUCUGUAAUUGUAUUAGCAGGCGAGAUGUUGGCUGCUGCAGAACAGUUUUUGGAGCAACAAAUGCACCCGACCGUUAUUAUACGUCAGUACAGGCAAGCCCUGGAAGACAUGGUACAGUACUUAGAGGGCCCUUUAAGUGUACCAGUCGAGAGGAGCGAUAAGGCUGCAUUAGCCCAAGUAGUAAAAGGGUGUGUAGGAACAAAGUUCCUUAGCAAAUGGUCAGACUUAGCCGUUAAUAUCGCCCUAGAUGCAGUAAGUACUGUACUUCUAGAGGAAAACGGUAGGACAGAGGUGGAUAUAAAAAGAUAUGCCAAAGUUGAAAAGAUUCCGGGUGGGUCGGUAGAGGAAUCCCAGAUUUUGAAAGGCGUUAUGGUUAAUAAAGACGUUACACAUCCUAAAAUGAGGCGUUAUAUUCAGAAUCCAAGGAUAAUUCUUUUGGAUUGUGCAUUGGAAUAUAAGAAAGGCGAAUCUCAAACAAAUGUGGAAAUUACAGGAAACGCAGACUUUACUAGAAUGCUGGAGAUUGAAGAGGAACACGUGAAGCGCCAGUGCGAAGAAAUAAUCGCCCUGAAGCCUGACGUGGUAUUCACCGAAAAGGGAGUUUCCGAUUUGGCGCAACACUUCCUACUCAAGGCCGGCAUCAGCGCCGUACGUCGAGUCCGUAAAUCCGACAACAACAGGAUCGCCCGCGCCUGUGGCGCCACUAUCGUUAACAGGACAGAAGAAUUGCAGGAAUCCGACGUCGGGACAGGAGCCGGCCUCUUCGAGAUCAAAAAAUUCGGCGACGAAUACUUCUGCUACAUCACGGAAUGCAAAAAUCCCAAAGCAUGUACGAUCCUGUUGCGAGGCGCGAGCAAAGAUAUCUUAAACGAAAUCGAGAGAAAUCUUCAGGAUGCCCUGCAGGUGGCGAGGAAUAUCGUGCUUUCUCCCCGUCUCGUUCCCGGAGGGGGAGCCAUUGAAAUGGCUGUGGCGCAGCGAUUGCUACAAAAAGCCACUCACGGGCCUUAUAAGGCGUUGGCGCAUGCUUUAGAAAUAAUUCCGAGAACGUUGGCCCAAAACUGCGGCGCCAACACCAUAAAGACCCUAACAGCGUUAAGGGCUAAGCACGCGAACCAUUCCGAUCCCAACGUGCCCUGCGCUUGGGGAAUCGACGGAGAAACGGGCCAGUUGGUGGAGCAAGACAAGAAAGGGCUGUGGGAGCCCCUGGCGGUAAAACUGCAGACGUAUAAAACUGCGGUUGAAACGGCAAUUUUGUUGCUUCGCAUCGACGACAUCGUGUCCGGAUCUAAAAAGAAGGGCGACAAAGAAACGCCUACCCCGAGCCAGAUGCAGCAACAGGAGGCCCAGGGGAUGGAAUGAGCACCUGGAUAAUUUUUUGUAUGCUAAUUUAUUAAUAAUAGCUUUCUAAUCGUUGUAUUAAUUAUUGUCACUACUACAUUUUGCAGUAACGUAAAUUUCAACAGUUUUGAUUACA